Molecule: messenger RNA, 6318 nt
Organism: Acanthaster planci (crown-of-thorns starfish)
Lineage: Eukaryota; Metazoa; Echinodermata; Asteroidea; Valvatida; Acanthasteridae
Product: gonadotropin-releasing hormone receptor-like
Biological process (GO): cellular response to hormone stimulus; G protein-coupled receptor signaling pathway
Cellular component (GO): plasma membrane
Molecular function (GO): peptide binding; G protein-coupled receptor activity
Source: RefSeq, a predicted model, not a curated record
UCGCUGUGUGCCAUCGCGGCCGGCAGAUCGUAAGGGACUGGCUCGGUCGAUGUACGGUCGACAGAGCAGUGGGCUUCGUAGACAGGCAAUUUCUGCACCGUGUGAUACUGUGUGUCGACACGCGAAGAAAAGACCCAGAGAUCUCCCUUCUUUGGGAUACUGCCAGCGCAAGCCAUCGUGGCUACGAGUUGGAAUGAACAGAUUCGCCAAAACAUCCUGAAACCAGCGACGUCACAUUGUUGAUGACCGCCUUCCACAUACGUCGAGGACGGGUGGCCCAUAGCAGCAGUCCGUGAAGAAAUUUUGCGGUCCAACUGGCUGGCUUGCUGACACAAACGCCGUUCCAACUAGGAAUUUAUCUUUGAGACACCAACAAGCUAUAGCAGAGGUACACCUUUCUGGUCGCCGGGUUGUCACUUUCACAUUUGGCUACCUUCGCCAGACUCCACUUGCCAGCUACGCCCAUUUUUUUGGAGGAAGGAGGGAUUCCUCUUGAUCCAAGAUGGCCGCCAUCGAGGUAGAGAGAGACCAGGAGUUUGAUCUUUGCGCAGUACUAUCGUCCGGUUUUGACUGCAACGAAAACACCACCAUACCUCUGCCUGAGUUUACGCCUUUCACGGCGUUCAAGGUGGCCACCUUGGCCACCAUGAUCAUUUUCUCCACCGUGGGCAACGGCAUCGCCAUCGCCGUCACCUGCAAGAUCCGCGGCCGGCGGAAGUCCACUGUGACCACGCUGAUCCUGAACCUGGCCCUGGUGGACCUAGUGGUCACCUACUGCCACAUGCUCUUCCACAUGGUCUGGUACGCCGUCAACGUCUGGUUGGCCGGCGAUGCGCUGUGCAAGAUCGCCAAGUUCUUCUCCAGCUUCGGGCUGUUUGCCUCCUCCUUCAUCACCGUGGACGUGGCGCUUGAUCGGUGCCUGGCGGUACUCAAGCCGCUGGGCCAGCGCCAGAGACCGUUCCACAUCAAACUGCUGAUACUGGCGUCGUACCUUCUGGCCACCCUCUUCAGUAUUCCUCAGCUGUUCGUCUUUCGGGUAGAGCACUGGCCGUACGACCCGGACGUCGACUGGUGGCAGUGCGUCUUCUCGAGCGACCUGAGGCCGCCCUACGCUGCCGUCUACACUACGCUGGUCGUCAUGGGUCAGGUCAUCUUCCCGCUGAUCAUCAUGUUCGUCGCCUAUGGUCUCAUCUAUAACAAAGUGCGCCAGAAGAUUGUCAUGAAAGAAACCAGCGAGAAUCUUUCCGAGAUGCGACAAGCGCGCUCCAAGUUGUUCCUCCGGGCCCAGCGGCGCACCAUCCGCAUGGCCAUGGCCAUCUUCACCGUCUUCACCCUCAACUGGCUCCCUUACGCGUUCUUCUGCUUGUGGUACCUCUGGUUCCCCCACAACACCCUCCCAGACGCUGUAUUCGAGAUAUCUUUUCUUUUCGGCCUCACCAACUCCUGCUUCAACCCGCUCAUUUACGGCGCCUGCAACGUGCGCUACUGCCACAAGAUCUGCGCCUGCCUGGGGCUGCGGCCGACCUCCAAGUCGGUGGAAACCAGCCACUCGGAUGGCCGGUCCAACAACAAGACCACAAUGUACUCCGUCCGCUGGCAGUCCUCCAAGAGCGCCAACAACACGACGCGGGCGGGCAACAGCAGGAACAACAACAAGGAGAGCCGAUGGGGGAGGACACAAGCGGUGCCCCCCGAGAAACAGCAGAUGAUAACAACCACAACUUGAUCCAAGAGCCCAGCGUCGUUGUAGGGGAGGUGGGCAAUGUUAUCGGAAACGUGUAUAUAAUAAGGCAUUGUGGGUCCCUACUUCAUUGCCCUCUGUGGACGGGAGUUAAUUUGACGUGUUUAGAAUACUAUUCGUCAGAUCCGACGAGAUGUCAUCACAUCGAUGGCUCUGCUCAGGCAGAGCUUUGUUUUGUUCGUGUUUUGUUUUUGUUUUUUUAAUUUUUGCAUACCGUCUGCGUGGCACCACACCAAUAAUGCCUGCUAACCUGCUUGACAUUCUCAUGGCUUCAUGGCAUUGGAUGACGAAGAGAACGUUGAUAUUUUUUGUGUCAAGCAAAGCGGUCAAAUAUUAUUCAACACCAUUCUACAUGUACAUAGUUUUUCGUAAGUAUCUUCUUCUCAUGUCACAAGUCAUAUGUAUUUGAUAAAAUGCUUUGUAAAAUGAAAGCAAAAUUAAGAAGUUUAUUACAAGGAAAAGCCACCAUCUUUAAGAAAAGGGCACCUCUCGCCAGUCUGAAAAAUGAAUUUGAUUUGUCGGUACAGGAUGAACGAACUUGAAGUAUGAAUUGCGAUUGGCCAAUACUUGCUCCAGACCUUGGAACUCACACUCAUAGCCCAAGACCACCGACCCGACUACCCACUGUUGUUAAUGAACAGGCUUAUACAGCUGAAUUAUGUAGCUUCAGCAUCGUUUUGUUGGGUCAUGAUCACAAAGAAGGAAAACGGGAGUUCGGUCGAGCUGAUUUAAGGAAUCUAGUCGGUAUGAGCAGAAGUAUUAGUGCUAUGGGUGUUUGGGAUUCCAGUCCUAGACGGUUCUUUUUUAUAACAUUUUUCCCUGUUUUGUUGUUCUUUCCCAUGGUAAAAUAUCUAUGUUGAAAGAUUAUCAGAUUAAUUGCCCGAAUCUGUUUCAUUUCAGUUUUUUUUAGUCGAGGACAGAAGUGCAAUCCAUUGUGUUCUCGGUCAGGUAAUAUCAUAAUAUAUUUCGGCCAUGUUCCUAACGUGGCAUUUCUGUAAAAGCUUUGUUUAUUAACAGGGACGGAUUAUCGGAUCGGGUGGACCGACAUGUGGAAAGGGAUGUAUGUUUUGUCGGUACACGUUUUCCAUCAGGUUGGGCAUAAAAAAUGGACUGCUUGUUUGUGGUCCAGUCCCGUCCAGUUAUGGAUGUACGGAUCACCUUGAAAAUGUUGUCUGAAAGCUAGCCUGAGUGGAUGAGAGUUUAACGUGAACAAAAUGCCCACGUGCAAUUUGCUGAUUUACACAGUAUAACCUUUGAUGGGCCUGUGGAGUUGACAGAUAUUUAGUAUAGCUCGUUAAGUUCGUCUUUAAGACCCAGUAUCUUUUUACCCAAUUUUUGCAUCGUCACUUGACAGUUGUUCCCGGGUUUUUUUUUUUUUCCGGUUGACUUGAAUUUCCAUAUGCAUAUGAAAAACUGUGACGUCAUCUUAAGCAGAGGUUUCCAUGUUGCAGCUUCUCUGUCAUCCAAAGUUUUUAUAAUUGUUUAGUUUGAUUUUUGUCUUUGGUUUGGUUCUGAGUUUUGCUGCGGUCAGUGAUUUAUUUUUAUUAAUUUUUUUAUUAUUUUUUUUGGUGAGUAUGUGUUUCCCCAAGGCUUCAUUGUUCAGUCUUUACAAGAAAGUCAGUCAGGGAGCAGGAUACCUGUAUAAAAAUGUUUUGGUGAGGUAUAUUUUGGGUUCAUAAUUUCUACAAGAUACAGCAAAUCUGCAGUCGUUAUGGGACAGUAUUACUCUUCUGAAAAAGGGAACUUUAAAAGUCAGAACUAAAGAAGGUUAAUCCAACAUGGCUCACAGGAACAGAUACUUUCCGAAAGUGCGUUUCAUUGUGAUUUGAUCUGACCCGAUUCUGAUAGUUUUAUGACUUUUUUUUUACAACGUCAGCGUUGUCGAUCCGGCUGGGGCGCACUGCUGUAGGGGUCACACAAGUUUUGCACAUGACUUUGAAGAGACCCGUGGUAGUUACUGUUUGACGGGUAUAGCUUAAAGAGCGAACAUUCCCACCGUCGCGUCUAAUGAACUCUCGGCUCACGGUCAUGGCUCGCGACGCCUUGUCAUCCAUUAAAAACGCCGGAAUCAUCCGCCAUCAAGAGAAGGAUGGCAGUGCGCCUAGCCAAACUCCACCGUCGCAGAGAAGAUCAAAAUUUGCAACGCUUGGCACCCCUCGAAAUGAAAGAUUCAUUGAAGUGAAUUGACUCCUUGCAAAAGUAUGACGACCAGAGUGAUCAACUCCCAAAUAACCUUUUCCGUUCUGCCCAUCUCAAGGCAGGUGGGGGGGUCCGUCUGCCCCCCCCCCCCCCAGAUCUCGGCCGUCAAGUCUUCAGUGGCAUCUUGGUGCGCAUGUACAGACAUUAAUUAUGAACACAUCUGUGAAAAAUGUAAGGUUAAGUCAACCAUCGGCUUUCUUGUUAUGGUAAUAAUAGUCGUAAUGAUUGCCCAUGGACAAUGAUUGAGUUUAAGGUUAUGCAGAUUUUAUUGUAGCAAACAGAUAUGUCGUAGAUAGUGGCGUCGGGACGCUUGAACGCUUCAUCACGGAAACCGGUUGGCAUCGAGAUUCCAGUAUUAAAGUAAGAUUGGAGUUGUUUGUGCGUUAAUUUCCAUUAAUUUUUUGUCUAAAAGCGAAGAUUGUAUGUGGAAAUGUCGGCAGUGUAAAGUUCGGAGACUUUUUGCACAUUUUUUAGGAUAGUUUUCACCUUUUGCACACGCUUCGUAUGUAUCGCUUGGGAAAGUUUUUUUUCACAGUUAAUCUUGAAGUUAAUUAUUUAAAUAACCUUGUAUUAAGUUUUUCCUUUCAGUUCGCAGAUGCACUGAACAAAAUAAAACCCCGAUGGCCCGCCAUCUUUUAAUUUCGAUACCGUGACCAUAAAGCAGAGAUAACAAGUCGAAGGGCAAUCUCUUAUAUAGCCAAUUUAACGGCUCUUUACCCUUUACGUUUCAGUCAAAUUUGUUCGGUUAUGAAGUAACAACGAGCAAAUAUAUUUCCUGCAGGAAUUUAAGGGAGUCAAUAUAAGAGAAGGGAGUUGUAGUUGUUGCAUAGCUGCCAUCUUGCAGACUAGCGCUUUUGCUCCACAAGGUAUGCACAAAGGUUUCCCUGUGGAACAAAAGAACUGCCCUGUAAGAUGGCUUCCAAGCAAAGCCUCUAUUGUCAGAGUUGGACGCCUCAAGAUUGUAAACUGAGAGUCAGACGUUCCUUGGGCUGAGCGAAACGGCUGACUUAUUGCGUGGCGCUCAGGGAAAGUCUCGUGCGACCCACCGCGCUCCAGGCAACCGUAACCGCUGAUCAGAAAUGGCAGCGUGGCUGUUGAUUGGUCGAUUGCUGUCAGCCGAUUCUUCCGUGGCGUAGGCACUCGCAAGUACGUCAUAAUUUGGGGUCAAGGCGCAGAUGUCGUGACUGAAUAAUUAAUCGCCUCAUUUGCAUGCAUUAUGCAGACGUUCGCAGUGUGAACAUCUAUUAAUGUGAAUGUCUGUCAAAACAUUACAGAAGGAUUGGACCGUAGCUAAGAUGCUACACAAGGUAAGACGUAAGGUCCAAUGUAUAAACUGCAUCCUUGAUGUCGCAUACAUUAGAUUUAUCCCAUCCAUAAUCGUAUUCCACAGUAAGACCUUACACUACACCUCAGCUAGUGUCGCACAAAAUGUCAAAGGUCAAAUUAAACUUAAGUGCAUAAAUGAAAAGUGCAGUCCAGCAAACUUGGCCACGAAAUAGCUGUUUCUUCGAAUCUUUAAGUGCAUGACUAUGUGCUUCAGCGUCCAAACAAAGAACGUGCUGGAGCUGCUGUCCACAUUUGCCGCAUGGUCCAACGGGCGGUGCUGUUUUACUUAGUAACGGAGUUCCACUUUUCUCCAGCUUGUUUCAUGCCUCUUGGGAUUGCUGUCUUCCACAUUCUGUCGUCCAGUUCAAGAAAGGGGCAGUGUUGCAUGCGUCAUGUUUGUCAUCGCCUGCAAACACCGUCCAAGGAGUUGGACAUGUCCCCAUUCUCUGCAUUUGAAAAGUGGUGAGCGCAGAAUAUGAAAUGACGGAGAACCCGCAGCCAUUGACAGAAUCACCACAAAUUUAUCACUGCAAUCAAUUCUCUUAAAUUUCACUUCUUACCAAGCCAUUGUUCAGUGUGCAAUGCCCCAAGUGUCUUGUGGCGCUACCUUGUCCGGUUAUUCAACUCAAGCGUUGCGCUGUCAUCGCUAUAUCCUACCCAGGCGCGGUGCUCAAUGUCCCCAGUGGAGCGUGAAUAACACGCACGCUCGUUGAUUUUGUAUUAUACACCUCCCACAUUAUGUGAUGCGUUGUGUCAGAGACCACGUAAAGUUAACAAGUCAUGUGAAUAUUGAUUUUAAAUACAAAUAUUUUGGUUCCUUGUUAUGCACUUUGUACGUAAGCUUGUAUUCGGGGAUGACAUUUUAACCAGGUUAUUGUGUAUAUUUUUUGUCAAAGUGUAAAUAAAUCGUGGACGAUUGUCGACAAAACGCAUAUGUAUCAUAAAAAAUACACCGUUAUGAAGCACAGUUGAGCACAAUUGAAAUAAUUUAUUGUUGGUGGAUAUUUUAGUACAAUAAAGAGGACGAGGUAUAUCGAUACACUUCGAGAAAA